CUGGAGACGCGCUCCUUCCGCCCCCGGCCGCGGGAUGCCCUAGAUGUCCUUAUUAGGGCAUAAGCCUCCAGAGGGCGUGCCCAGCCCGAGCGCCAGCUGCAGGCUCCUUAUAAGGCUGCUUGGGGAAGGAGGCGGGUGCAGAAAGCUAGACUGAGAAGAGGGUCUGCGAAUUGGGCUCCCGGAGACUUCCGGCAUGACAGCUGAAGACCGUGCGUCGUUCCAAACCCUAAAGGGACCACUAUGCUCUACUGAGCCCUGUGUGCCUCAGCCUGAAACAUCCUCCCCUCCCCCAGCAAGGUUCCCACCUUCAUCCUCUCUGAGGCUCCUUCACUUUUAAUGAGCCACAGAAGCGGAGUGUGAAUAGCUUCCCCGGGAUCCAACCAUUCGAACUCCCCACCUUCCAGGAUACACCGCUCAUUACUCCUUGCAAGGGAGGAAUAAAAUACACAUCCUCGCCAUUCACCUACCCUGCGCCUUCUGUGCACAUCCCCGACUUGACUCCGAAAGAGCCAGUCUAGAUCUAAUGGCGGAGCCGGUCCGCUUGGGCCGGAAGCGUCCGCUGCCUCUUUGCCCCAACCCGCUCUUCGUUCGCUGGCUGACCGAGUGGCGGGACGAGGCAGCCAGCAGAGGGCGCCACACGCGCUUUGUGUUUCAAAAGGCACUGCGCUCCCUCCAACGGUACCCGCUACCACUGCGCAGCGGGAAGGAAGCCAAGAUACUCCAGCACUUCGGAGACAGGCUCUGCCGCAUGUUGGACGAAAAGCUGAAGCAGCACCUAACAUCAGGCGGUGACCAUGCCUCCAGCUCACCAUCUAGAAAGAAUAGUGCCAGCCAAGGACCACCUGCCCAAGCCCAGGACUCUUCCAUGCCAGUUCCCACCCAGCCUCAAGUAGGAAGCACCAGUGCUGGCUAUUGGCCAGCUCAGAACUCAGGUGCCCGAGAGAUCCUGCUGCAACUCUACAGGGAGCACCUGAAUUCUGAGGGCCACAGCUUCCUAACCAAAGAGGAGCUGCUGCAGAAGUGUGCCCAGAAGACCCCCAGGGUAGUGCCUGGAAGUUCGAGACCCUGGCCUGCCCUCCGAGGUCUCCUCCACAGGAACCUCAUCCUCAGAACACAUCGGCCAGCCAGGUAUGCACUAACACCAGAGGGCCUGAAGCUGGCCCAGAAGCUGGCCGAGGCAGAAGGCCUGAGCACUCUGAACACUGGCUUUAGGCCAGAGGAGCAUCUUGAAGAAGACUCGGCAGUUCCAGAAGCCACCUUAUCAGAACCUGGCACCACCAAGGGGGGCGUCCAGCAGAGACCACUGGAGCUAAGGCCUAGCGAGUACAGAGUGCUGUUGUGUGUGGACAUUGGUGAAACCAGGAGUGCAGGACACAGACCAGAAAUGCUCCGAGAGUUACAAAGGCUACGUGUGCCCCAUACAGUACGCAAGCUGCAUGUUGGGGACUUUGUGUGGGUGGCACAGGAGAUCAGGCCCAGAGACCCAGAAAGACCCGGGGAGUUGGUCCUGGACCACAUUGUGGAACGCAAGCGGCUAGAUGACCUGUGCAGCAGCAUCAUUGAUGGCCGCUUUCGGGAGCAGAAGUUCCGCCUGAAGCGCUGUGGCCUGGGGCACCGGGUAUACUUGGUGGAGGAGUAUGGGUCUGUCCACAACCUUAGCCUUCCUGAGAGCACAUUGCUUCAGGCUGUCACAAACACCCAGGUCAUUGAUGGCUUUUUUGUGAAGAGAACCAUGGAUAUUAAGGAGUCAGCUGGCUACCUGGCGCUUUUGACAAAGGGCCUGGAAAGACUGUACCAGGGCCACACCCUACGCAGCCGCCCUUGGGGAACCCCAGGGGAUGCUGAAUCAGGAGCACAGCCAUCCACAAACCCUCUCUGCUCACUCCUCACCUUCAGUGACUUCAAUGCAGAAGCUGUCAAGAACAAGGCCCAGUCCGUGCGAGAAGUAUUUGCCCGGCAGCUGAUGCAGGUGCGUGGGCUGAGUGGGGAGAAGGCAGCAGCCCUGGUGGAUCGAUACAGCACCCCUGCCAGUCUCCUAGCUGCCUAUGAUGCCUGUGCCACCGUAAAGGAGCAGGAGAUGCUGUUGAGCACGAUCAAGUGCGGGCGUCUACAGAGAAAUCUGGGACCGGCUCUGAGCAGGACCCUGUACCAGCUGUACUGUAGCCACAGCCCUCUGACCUGACGCUCCCCAACACCCACUCACCUUCAUCUCUAUCAAGGCUGGCUAGCCUUUUAACUGAGAUCCUCUGAGCUUUAAUAAAAAUAUAAAUGUGUGUGGUCACGGGUGUUAAGGAA
Messenger RNA from Mastomys coucha (southern multimammate mouse), 2295 nucleotides. RefSeq names its product MUS81 structure-specific endonuclease subunit (gene Mus81). NCBI's taxonomy places the organism in Eukaryota, Metazoa, Chordata, Mammalia, Rodentia, Muridae. The record is from RefSeq and is a predicted model, not a curated record. Gene Ontology annotation, cellular component: Holliday junction resolvase complex; nucleus. The transcript is spliced from 17 exons. Gene Ontology annotation, molecular function: 3'-flap endonuclease activity; DNA binding; crossover junction DNA endonuclease activity. Gene Ontology annotation, biological process: double-strand break repair via break-induced replication; mitotic intra-S DNA damage checkpoint signaling; resolution of meiotic recombination intermediates. The coding region runs from base 524 to 2182 and encodes 552 amino acids.